This is a messenger RNA of Oncorhynchus masou masou (cherry salmon), 3515 nucleotides long. Its product is annotated as succinate-semialdehyde dehydrogenase, mitochondrial-like. NCBI's taxonomy places the organism in Eukaryota, Metazoa, Chordata, Actinopteri, Salmoniformes, Salmonidae. Gene Ontology annotation, biological process: GABA catabolic process. Bases 417 to 1952 code for a protein of 511 amino acids. Gene Ontology annotation, cellular component: mitochondrion. The transcript is spliced from 10 exons. Gene Ontology annotation, molecular function: succinate-semialdehyde dehydrogenase (NAD+) activity. The record is from RefSeq and is a predicted model, not a curated record.
AGCGUGUGGAUUGGCUAACUGAACACAUCAAUGGCGAUGGGAAAGACUGACAAUGUAACGCUGUAACAAACUAGUAUCUUAGAUACCGUCUCUGCAUUGUAACGUAUUGUAGCACUUGCAGUCAAUACGAAGAAUACAUGCAGCUACACAUUUGGUUGCUUUCGAUAAUGACAAUUGUUAUAUAUUUUGAGCGAAGGAACACGAAUUAUGGUUUAGUCAGUAAUGUAUUGUGUGUGCGUGAAUGUGUAUGAUCACGUGUUUAAUGCGACCGCCUUCAAGACUGGUUCAAACUCGUAUCUAUCCACGGACGACAUCCUUAUUGAAAUUCACAAGUCACUGCAGCAGUUUUGCUUUGACUGACAGAGCGAUACAGCAUUCCACUUGGAACCCCUUGUGGACAAAGAUAUUCUCGUGCUAUGGGUAGUCUCUGUCUCCUAAGAAGUCUGUGUCUCCCCCGCCAGGUCGGCCUACCAUUGGUCAUGCAUAGGCAAUACAGCCUCGAUAUUUCCGCUCAGCUUCUCCGAACGCAGGGCUAUGUGAACGGGCAAUGGAUCAAUGCUCCCUCUACCUUCCCAGUGCUGGACCCAGCGACGGGGGAAGAGAUUGCGAACGUCGCCGACUGCGGUCCAGCAGAAGCUAAACUAGCUGUCGACGCAGCCUACAAGGCAUUCUACUCCUGGAAGCAACACACAGCGAAGGAAAGAAGUGUCCUUCUACGGAAAUGGUACGAUCUGUUGACGUUGAACAAGGAGGACCUUGCUAAGCUGAUCACCUUUGAGUGUGGCAAGCCCAUGAAGGAGUCUCUGGGGGAGAUUGCUUACGCUGCUGGCUUCCUGGAAUGGUUCUCUGAGGAGGCACGCCGUGUCUACGGGGAUGUUGUGCCCUCGGCUGCGAAGGACCGUAGGAUCCUACUGCUCAAACAACCUGUGGGUGUGGCCUCAAUCAUCACUCCGUGGAACUUCCCCAGUGCUAUGAUCACCAGGAAAGUGGGUGCUGCCCUGGCCGCAGGCUGCACCGUCGUGGUGAAACCUGCCGAGGACACACCCCUCUCUGCCCUGGCGCUCGCUGAGCUGGCGAGUCAGGCCGGGAUCCCUGCAGGGGUGUUUAACGUGGUGCCCUGCUCCAGAGAGAAGACCCCCUCCGUUGGGACAGUCCUCUGCACAGACCCCCUGGUGGGGAAGGUCUCCUUCACUGGAUCCACUGCCACUGGAAAGAUUCUCUUGAAGCUCGCCGCCGACACCGUCAAGAGGGUUUCAAUGGAGCUGGGUGGCCAUGCCCCCUUCAUUGUGUUUGACAGUGCGGAUGUGGACAAGGCUGUGGCGGGAGCCAUGAACUCCAAGUUCAGGAACUCGGGACAGACAUGUGUCUGCUCCAACCGCUUCCUGGUCCAGAGUAGGAUCCACGAUUGCUUCAUAGAGAAGUUGGGGAAGGCCAUGGAUGCAGAGCUCCGUCUGGGCCACGGCUCUGACCCAAACACCACCCAGGGACCCCUCAUCAAUGUCCGUGCCUCUGAGAAGGUGGAGCACCAGGUAAUGGAUGCAGUGUCGCGGGGGGCCAAGGUGCUAAGGGGGGGGAAGCGCCUGGACGGCUCGUUCCAUCAGCCCACUCUGCUGGCUGAUGUCACCACAGACAUGCUAUGUACCAGAGAGGAAACCUUCGGUCCACUCCUGCCUGUCAUCAGGUUUAGCACAGAGGAGGAAGCACUUGCCAUUGCCAAUGCAUCUCAUGUGGGUUUAGCAGGGUACUUCUUCUCCCAGGACGUCAGUCAGAUCUGGCGGGUGGCGGAGAAUCUGGAGGUAGGCAUGGUGGGGGUGAACGAGGGUCUCCUCUCCACCCCAGAGGCCUCCUUCGGCGGGGUCAAGCAAUCAGGCCUGGGCCGUGAGGGCUCCAAGUACGGCAUCGAGGAGUACCUGGACGUCAAGUACAUGUGCUUUGGAGGGCUAACCCCCUGAGGGAACACUACACCCCCCCCAACUCCUGGACUUCCCCAAGUAGGAAGCGGUGAAUUUGGGAAAAGGGAGGAUUCUUAGGCUCUAGUAACAGUUACUUACUCAUAUUUAACAUAAAAAAACAACAAUGGAUGACAAUCAUCAAAUAUGAUUCCUUCACAAAUUAUUGUGAUUCUGAUCCUCAUCCUCAUUGAGAGCCUUCAUCACUGCCGAGAAAUCCAUGUUCCAUGCUCUACAUGGUUUUCUCUCCUUAUCCUCUCUGACCACUGGCCAAUAAGAACUGGUGAAGGGAAAGCAAUAUGGUGACAACCCAAACCAGUUAUCCAUGUUAGUUAAAGACCUAGUGCAGUCUAAAACAUGAAUUUCCAGUUUUUUUUAUAUAUUUCCACAUUAAGCUUGAAUCAGUUUUGUGAAAAAGGUGAUCAUGCCCUUUUUUAGUUUAAGAGCUGUUUGGAAAGACCGCCUGAAGUUAUUGCCUGCCUGGUGAUAUCACCAGAUGGUAAAUUGGUUAAAAGACCAAUAAGAAAGAGUUCUAAACCUCUCUGCCAAUAACCACUCAUUUUCAGUUUCCCCUUCCUCACUCAGGCCACUCCUAGCCAAUCUUAGCAAAAUUCUUGUUUGAGAAAUUGCUCUUUGCUAAGAAGCUAUUUUUUUCCCUUUGUUUUCAAUUUAAAUGUUUGAAAUCACAGUAAGGUACUUGUUACCCAGAUAACUUUUUAAGGGUAGCCCCUUUUAAAAAAGAGGAUCGGAAGCCACAAUAGUAUUUGGACAUAACCCAAUAGACGUCUCCAACCUGUGGGAUCCCAUAACGAUUUGGACCUUUAGGGCUGAAUCAUAUGUUGAGAUACAAAUGAACAAAUGUGUGUUCUCAGUGUAGGAUUGGGCCCUGAAUGUGAAGCACUAUAUAACUUGAACUUGAAGCCUAGCAUAGAGUUGGGUAGAUUUAAUAAGCACAUCAAUUGCAAAUACUGAGAUUAUUGAUACGCACAAGGGACUUGUGUUUUUAAUAGGAAGAUUAUUUAUAAUUUGGCUAUUUUCUAGAAAAGGGAGCUUGGCUGUAUCCAGAUCCCAGCUGUAUUAGAUAUGUCACUUGAUAAUAGUGUGGUGAAAUUAUGAAUGACACUAUUUUGGUAACCGUUGAGGAAUAGCCUUGUUGGGCUAAGCAGUUAGAAUGAAAUGUACUGUGUAACAUCCUCUGUAAAUCGUUAACUGUCCUAACUACUAAAAACUAUUGUAGACCAUGCCACUACAUUGGUACAGGUUAUAUUGUUGUUGGUAACUAGUCUUCCCACAUACAAUAUAUUAUCCAGUAGAGCUGCCUUUGAUAUUCAGACAGUUUGUACCACUUAUGUUCUGUAUCUGAACCUGCAAUGUAAAUGUUGUCGUAUUCUCUGAAACUGAAGUAAUGUCUCUUGCCAAACAAGUGCCGUUUGAAUAAUUUUACCAAUUCUGUUUUCUGGUUGUGACACUCAUUGUAAAAAAAAAUAUUUCUAACUAUUGUAAAUAUUAAUGGAGUACUUCAGAAAAUGUAAAAUAAAUGACUGUUACUUUGUUUGUCAAACAAUA